Messenger RNA from Trichoderma reesei QM6a, 894 nucleotides. RefSeq lists its product as uncharacterized. NCBI's taxonomy places the organism in Eukaryota, Fungi, Ascomycota, Sordariomycetes, Hypocreales, Hypocreaceae. The record is from RefSeq and is a predicted model, not a curated record. The transcript has 2 exons. The coding region runs from base 1 to 894 and encodes 297 amino acids.
AUGUCUGAGCACAGGCGCUGUAUCUCUAUCCAAACAACUGAUGGAGUCAUUCUGAAAGGGUGGUUCUUUCCAGUUCGUUCGGGAAAAUAUCCAUGUGUGAUCAUGACGCAUGGGGUUUCGGCGCUCAAGGAGCAUUAUCUUGACCAAAUCGCAGUCGAGCUUCAAGAGGCGGGCUUCAACGUUCUCCUCUACGACAAUCGUGGUUUUGGGGAAAGCGGCGGCCGCAGAUAUGAUGUCGACCCUAUCAGAGCGCAGGACGACUAUGUCGACGCUUUUGACUACGCCGCAACUCUUCCUGAGGUUGACCCUGGGCGGAUUGUAAUUUGGGGGGUGAGCCUCUCCGGGGGAGUUGCCAUAUCUGCCGCGGCCAUUGAUCGUCGAGUCAAAGCGGUUAUUGCUGUUGUGCCAUAUGUAUCGGGAGAGCUUUUGAUGGGGACAGGCCAGCCAUUCCUCGAUAUGGCCCAAAGAGACCGUGCCAAAAUCGUCAAGGGUGGAGAAUGGCCUCUCACGGGUGUCGUUGCCUCAUCUCUUGAAGAAGCAGAGGCCGGAACUGCUCCCGUUAUACUCCGAGAUGCAGUGAGUUAUCGCUUCUUCGAAGGCGCCGCUGCCCACGGCGGCAAUUGGGACAACAAGAUCACCACAAUGAGCCUCCUGAGAUUACUACGAUUUGAGCCUAUCCGUUAUAUUCAUCGAGUAGCCCCAACGCCGCUGCUUAUGGUCGUGGGAGAAAAGGACGAAAGAUUACUCUCGCCGCAAUUGCAAGCAUUUGGACUGGCACGAGAACCAAAGCAGCUCCAUAUCUUGAAGGGUGGUGAUCAUUUCAACCAUUAUCAAGGUGAAAUAGGCGCGGAAAGCCUAAGAGCUCAGAUUACAUUUCUGAAGCAAAAUGUUUAG